Strongyloides ratti is the source of this 1938-nucleotide messenger RNA. RefSeq names its product ATP-binding cassette sub-family G member 2. Gene Ontology annotation, cellular component: plasma membrane. The coding region runs from base 1 to 1938 and encodes 645 amino acids. Lineage: Eukaryota; Metazoa; Nematoda; Chromadorea; Rhabditida; Strongyloididae. Gene Ontology annotation, molecular function: ABC-type transporter activity; ATP hydrolysis activity; ATP binding. The transcript is spliced from 2 exons. The record is from RefSeq and is a predicted model, not a curated record.
AUGGAUAAAACAAAAACCUUUUCUAAUACUAAUAAUUCUACAAUAUUAACCAAAGAAUUAGAAAAAGAUGAUACUAAUGUUUUAAAAAAAUCUCAAUCAACUAUAUCAAAAGGUGUUGAAUUAACAUGGUGUGAUAUUAAGGUAAGUGUACCAUAUGGAAAAUCAAGAAAAGAUGUCUUAAAAGGCGUAUCAGGAAUUGCAAAACCAGGUGAAAUGUUAGCAAUUAUGGGUUCAUCAGGAGCUGGUAAAACAACAUUACUAAAUUUAUUAACAAAUAUUGAUCAAACAAAAAUAAAAAAAUCAGGAUCUGUUCGUGUUAAUGGAAAAUAUCUUACAGUAAAAGAGAUGCGAACAAUUUCUGCAUAUGUCCAACAAAUUGAUGUUUUUGCUCCAAGAUUAACUGUCCUGGAACAAUUAAAUAUAUCAGCCAAACUUCGAAUGGGUAGAAAAUGUGAUAAACUUAAAAAAGAAGAAACUGUUGAAAGAUUGUUAAGGCAAAUGAGAUUAGGUGAUUGUAAAAAUACGAUGAUUGGUUCACCAUCAACACAAAAAGGUAUUUCAAUUGGUGAAAAAAAACGUUUAGCAAUAGCAUGUGAAUUAAUGGAUGAUCCAAAAAUUUUAUUUUGUGAUGAACCAACAUCAGGUUUAGAUUCUUAUAUGGCAUUUCAAGUAGUUACAGCAAUGGAACAUCAAGCAAAAUUUAAUAAAACUAUUGUUUCCACAAUUCAUCAACCUUCAAGUGAAGUUUUUUACAAAUUUGAUAAAGUUUGUUUAAUGGCAAAUGGAAAAGUUGCUUAUUUUGGACCUGUAAAAGAAUUAACAAAAUUUUGGUAUUCAAUAUCAACUACAUUAAAUUGCCCACCAAGUUACAAUCCAGCUGAUUUUGCCAUUAAAAUGUUAUCAAAUUCAGAUGAUGCAGAUCAAACUACAGUCAAUAAUCGUAUUGAAAUGAUUACUGAAGCUUAUGAAAAAUCUGAAUAUUGUAAUGAAAUAUUUAAAAAUGUACAAGAAAUAAAUACUCAAACAGCAGUAGAAGAUGAUAAUUAUAAAAUUUCAACAGAAUAUGCAGCAUCAUUCUGGACACAAUUAGAAUUAAUGAUAUGGAGAGGAUUUAAAACAUUAUCCAGAGAACCAAUGUUAUUUAAAACACGAAUUGUUCAGACACUUUUUACUGUUUCUAUACUUGUAGCAUUAUAUUGGAAUAUGGAACUUAAUGCAUCAACAAUUCAAAAUUUUCAAGGUUUAUUAUAUCUAACAGCACUUCAAUUAAAUAUGUUCCUAUUUUCGACUGCUUUUACAUUAACAUCAGAAUUACCACUUGCAAUUAGAGAAUAUAAAGCUGGUAUUUAUGGACUUUGGCCAUACUAUAUAGGAAAAUCAUUAUCAGAAGUUCCACAAAUUACAUUAUUAGGACUUCUUUUUUCAACAGCAUUAUAUUGGUCAACAGGUUUAUAUCGAGAAAUUUAUUCAUUUAUAAAAUUUGCCACCGUCAAUACAAUAACAAUAAAUACCUCAUUAGCAUUUGCCCAUAUGGCAGCAUGUAUCUUUUUUGUAGAAGAACAUACCAUGUUAUUUUUAUGUGCAUUAGGAUAUCCAUUAGUUCUUUUUGCUGGUUUUUAUAUGCGUUCACCAUUAAUUCCAUUAUAUAUGAAACCCCUAGAAUAUUUAUCAUUUUAUCAAUAUGCUCAUACAUCAAUAUUAGCAAAUCAAUGGUCAAACAUUGGGCAUAUCAAAGGUUGUAUAUCACCUAAUGAAACAAUAACACCAAAUUCUAUUGAGAGGCAUUGCCAAUAUUCAACAGGACAGGAGAUUCUUGAAAGUAAUGGUUUAACAAAUAUGUCAUAUUGGUAUAAAAUAAUUUCAUUUAUGGGAUUAUUUUUAUUCUUCAAAAUAGUUGGUGGUGUAGCCCUACAUGUUCGCGGGAGAAUGAUGAAAUAA